AUGCCCUCCACCAAUUCCGGUUUUUGUCCACAGCCCCCUUGCCCAGCUGCACGCUUGUCCAUACUUCGUCAAGUCGCUCUCUCGCUGGCAAUCGCUGAGUCUGAACUGCAUUUCGAACAUCGCGAUCUGCACUGGGGUAAUGUCCUGGUUCGUCCGUGUCGUUCGGAUUUGUUUGAGCGAUCCGAUACGUGUCAGUUUUGCUCUCCUGAGACUCUCUCGCACAGGACGCAUUUCCGCCUGAACGGUUCCUCGUUUGACGUGCCUACACAUGGCCUCGUCGCGGUGAUUAUCGACUUCACUCUGUCUCGUCUGGAACAAGACGGAGGUUUGGUGUACGUGGACUUGUCGACGGACCCGACACUGUUCGAAUCUAAAGGUGAUUAUCAGUUCGAUGUGUACCGUCUAAUGCGUAAACACAAUCGUAACCAGUGGAAGAAAUUCACUCCGAUGACAAAUGUGAUGUGGCUAAACUACCUUGUCAAGAAACUGUGUUCCGUGGACUCUGAUGACCAUUAUCCACAAGAUCCUCGGCACGUGAUCAGCGCCAAGUUGUUGUCAUCCUUGGAACCGGAUUUGGAUGCACUGUUGUAUCGAUCCGCCUGUGACUUGGUGCUCAAUCAUUCCGCGUUUGCUGACACGCGGCUCCAAUAG
Echinostoma caproni is the source of this 651-nucleotide messenger RNA. NCBI's taxonomy places the organism in Eukaryota, Metazoa, Platyhelminthes, Trematoda, Plagiorchiida, Echinostomatidae. The record is from the annotation of a GenBank genome assembly.